Messenger RNA from Protobothrops mucrosquamatus (brown spotted pit viper), 497 nucleotides. RefSeq names its product pyridoxal kinase. NCBI's taxonomy places the organism in Eukaryota, Metazoa, Chordata, Lepidosauria, Squamata, Viperidae. The record is from RefSeq and is a predicted model, not a curated record. Gene Ontology annotation, molecular function: pyridoxal kinase activity. Gene Ontology annotation, biological process: pyridoxal 5'-phosphate salvage. The transcript has 3 exons. Gene Ontology annotation, cellular component: cytosol. The annotation marks the transcript as partial.
AUCUGUGAUGUAAGGAGAGCUUUUAGGUGUCUACGCCGAUCGCCUGACUUCGCCUGUCAUUUUCUGCCAGGCACCCUUUCUCUCUGCCACUCUGCCGCUGGGUAGAUGUGCCCUUAAACCACUUCCGCCGCCGCCGAGCACCAGCUGGCCCGGACCUCGUCUCUGUCCCUCUGCCCAGCUCGACCUGCUGGUGCGUGCUCCGCUCCUUGCUCUCCCGAGGGUGCGCAGGCAUGGAAGGGGAGGAGGAGUGCAGGGUGCUCUCCAUCCAGAGCCACGUCGUGCGGGGCUACGUGGGCAACAAGGCGGCGACUUUCCCCCUACAGGUGUUGGGCUUUGAAAUAGAUACCGUGAACUCUGUCCAGUUUUCAAAUCAUACAGGUUAUGAUCAUUGGAAGGGACAGGUAUUAAAUUCAAAUGAACUUCAUGAACUGUAUGAAGGACUGAAACUGAACAAUGUCAAUCAUUACGACUAUGUACUUACUGGUAAAGUAUCUACU